Diceros bicornis minor is the source of this 4895-nucleotide messenger RNA. It is a transcript of the gene PLPP2, whose product is annotated as phospholipid phosphatase 2. The record is from RefSeq and is a predicted model, not a curated record. Gene Ontology annotation, molecular function: phosphatidate phosphatase activity. Gene Ontology annotation, biological process: phospholipid dephosphorylation; signal transduction; phospholipid metabolic process. The transcript is spliced from 6 exons. Bases 41 to 907 code for a protein of 288 amino acids. NCBI's taxonomy places the organism in Eukaryota, Metazoa, Chordata, Mammalia, Perissodactyla, Rhinocerotidae.
GACGGCGUCGGGGGUCGCGGGCGCGGCCCGGGGGUGCAGCAUGCAGCGGAGGUGGGUCUUCGUGCUGCUCGACGUGCUGUGCGUGCUGGUCGCCGCCCUGCCUUUCGCCAUCCUGACGCUCGUGAACGCCCCGUACAAGCGAGGGUUCUACUGCACAGAUGACUCCAUCCGGUACCCCUACCGUCCAGACACCAUCACCCACGGGCUCAUGGCGGGGGUCACCAUCACCGUCACUGUCAUCCUUGUCUCGGCUGGGGAGGCCUACCUGGUCUACACGGACCGCCUCUACUCCCGCUCUGACUUCAACAACUACGUGGCCGCCAUCUACAAGGUCUUGGGGACCUUCCUGUUCGGGGCUGCGGUGAGCCAGUCGCUGACAGACCUGGCCAAGUACAUGGUCGGCCGUCUGCGCCCCAACUUCCUGGCCGUGUGUGACCCGGACUGGGGCCACGUCAACUGCUCGGUCUACGUGCCGGCGGAGCAGGUGUGCAGGGGGAGCCCCGCCAGCGUCACAGAGGCCAGGUUGUCUUUCUACUCCGGACACUCCUCGUUUGGGAUGUACUGCAUGAUGUUCCUGGCGCUCUACGUGCAGGCGCGGCUCUGCUGGAAGUGGGCGCGGCUGCUGCGGCCCACCGUGCAGUUCUUCCUGGUGGCCUUCGCCCUCUACGUGGGCUACACCCGCGUGUCUGACCACAAACACCACUGGAGCGACGUCCUCGUUGGCCUCCUGCAGGGGGCGCUGGUGGCCGGCCUCACUGUUCGCUACGUCUCCGACUUCUUCAAGAUCCGGCCCCCGCAGCGCUGCACGGAGGAGGAGGGGCUGGAGCGGAAAGCCAGCCUGUCGCUGACGCUGACCCUGGGCGAGGCCGAGCACAACCACUACGGCUUCCCCGUCUCCUCCUCCUGAGGCCGGAGCCGCCGGGCGGGGCCCAUCCGUGCGUCUGGCCGGGCUCAGGCUGCCGUCAGUGUGUCCGUGGUCCUGGCGGGGCCCUCACCUGGGAUGGCGAUGAGGGCUCUGGACGGGCUCCAGGUGCCCCCGGCUGCACCCAAGCAGGUCCCACCCACCUCCCCUCCUGUGCACUGGACUGGGGUCGGGGUGCCGGGGCAGCCUGGCCACGGAGGGGACCCUGUGCCCCAGCCCCCUCGGUGCCCCUGUUUUCGUUGAGGUGGGGAGGGACCGAGAGGUCCAGGUGGAAGCUGUUUUUGUAAAAUUGAUGUAUAUGUGGGUUUUUAGUAAAAUAGAGUUUGCUUGACUGGUGUCAGGGUCUCUGAGGACCGUCUCCCACCAGCAGAGGGGCCCCUGCCUCGUUGGCUCAGCUGAGUCAGGUUAAGUCUACAAGCCCACCCUUCAGUUGCCUGCUCUGCCGGGUCAGGCAGAGGGCAAAGGAGAGACCGCAGGUUCCCCCCACCUUCCCAGGGCCCAGCGCCAAGGUUGAGGGUCAGGUGGGGUCCCCUGCUGUGGAGGGCCCCGAGCAGGAGGCCCCUGCAGGCAUCUGGACCCCAGGCUGGCGGCACUGGGAGUGGGGGGUCCUGAUUCCAUGGUUCUCCCCUCCCCAGCGUGAAUAGGCCUCUGCCGAAGGCCCCUCUGAUACAGGACCCCCCAUGGACGCGCUUGGGUGGAAAUUCACGUGUGGGUGAGAGCGUGGCCAGUCUGACCUGCGUCCUCGCCUGCACCCCCCUGAGACUGCGUGCAGGCUGCGCCCUGAGUCCGGGGUGGGGAGGGCAGCUCCCGCGAGCUCCGUGGGUGGAGCCUCCAGGAUCGCGGUGUCUGGGUCUGCAAGGUCGCUCGCGGGGUCUGGCCUGGAGCCGGCCUCCCUGUCCCCUUUCUGCUUGGGGAUGUGCCCACCCCCAGCUGCACGUACCUGUGGUUCCUGGGGCUCUGGCUGGCCCCUCCCUGUGGCCCUGGAGGACUCAGCCGCGCCGACGCUCCUGUGUCCAGUCCUGCCGACUCCCCUCCGGCCGCAUGGACCCCGUGCCCGUGGGACCGCAGACAUGUCCUCUCGUCUCUGCCCUGCACCCGUGGCUCCUCCCUCGCCAUUCGCAGAAGUGAUGUUGGGGAAUUGAAAUACAUAAGGCUAGAAACAAACCUCUAGACAUAUUGAAAAGAAGAAAGAAAGUCUGUUCAAAAUCUCAGUGUGGGAAGACUUCUGUAGUGGGGAAAACAGAGAAAGUGCAAGAGAAGAAACCCUGGGCCAGGCCGGAGCUGUGGUUCGGGAAACGGAACCUCGAUGAGUGAGCGACUUCACGACCUGGAGAAGGUGCCUCUGGGGACGUGGGAGCCCCUGACACUGACAGGCGAGGGGCUGGUGUCCCUGAAACUGGCAGGACCUACAGAGCUCACCUUCUCAAGGAGAGCGUAAGUGGUCACUUUAAUGUUUUACCAAAUGUCUGUGCAAAACGGGUGAUUUACUUUGUUAAUGUUUAUUUGCACCCAGAACCUGUCCUCUUCUGUGUCCCUUGCUGGGUGCUCCUCUCAGGCCUCGGCAGGAUAGUGUAGCUCCCAGGGGCCGAGAUGGAGAAGGUCUCCACGGCCGCCAUGACCUUGCCCCGGUGCCGUGUAGAUGGGAGGAACGUGACCCAGACACUGCAUAGCAUCCGCAGGCCCAGCUUCCUUGAAGGUGUGGGGUGGGUUCCCGGUCGGGAAAUCCACGGUGCGGCCGCCCCGGGCGAGGAGCCCGGGUGUCCCAGGACCCAGCAGAGGGCGGUGACGGGCCCCCUGCAUGUGAGGAGCACUCAUCCAGACUCGGAGCGUGUCUGUGUCGGCCACUCAGCGACCAGGCAGAGCUCCGACGUCUCAGUUCUCACUCCUCACCGUGUCACGCUCCUAAGGUAUAAAAACUCGUAUUUUCUCUUUUUCUUUUGUCGAUUCUCACGGGAAACUCCUAGAUGUUUAGUCACGUCAGUAUCAUUUCUCAUGGCGUGUUCUCGAUGCCCAACAUUCCCCCACCUUCUGACAUUGACUGGUCUUUGAAAAGCCCCUCCUGAACGAUAUUGUAGGUGGGACGUGGCCCUGGGCUUUUGUAGGAAUCGCCUACUUUCUGAGGGUGCGUGCCGAUGUGUUUAGGAGUGAAGUUUUCUAUCUGUAACCGAUGAUACUUCACAACACAAACGUGUGAAGCCAAUAUGGCAAAAUUGUAGUAUGUCUAGUAGUAGUUAUGUCUACGUGCUGUGUGUGGGUAUUCGUUAGCUCACUCUCUUCACUAUAGUUUGAAAAAUUUUGUUAAUUCAAAGAAGGAAAACUCUGCCUCAGUAAAUUAUCCUAAGUUGAACGAUAUUUAUGCGUUUCUUAUUCCCCAAAGGAAUCCCUAUUCAAGUUGUAAAACAUAAAAUUGGAAAACGAGAUUGAUUUUUUUUUAAUGUUAGUUGCUAAACCUCAUUGAUUUCCAGCAGGCGCGGUGGGGUGGCCGUGUCUGAGCAGGAACAGACCAUGGGGAGGGGCCUGGGGGCGUCGGCCCCCGGGGUCCGUGAGGUCUGGGUUCUUCCUGAGGCCUCGAGCCUGUGUGUGCGGCCCUCCCCACAACGCUCUCAGCUGCCAGCACCUCUUCUAAAAGGAGACCGAGAGAGAGAGAGACCUUGAGCUGCAACUUAAAACCCUGUGGUGGUUUUUAAGCCUCUUGAGGAUGUUUUCAGCAGCAAGACAGCUUCUGAGUCUCCCCCGCAGGCCUGUUGGCUCUUCUCAUGUCUGAGACAGACGUGCUCCCAGAUUUCCCUGUCAGCCUCACUUUUAACAGUUGUGGUUUGUGGAAUCCAAGCAGCCCGGUUUGUACAUAUAGUAGGCACACUUUGGGGCGAAUCUAGGACACUGGGUAAGAAUUUCCACUUGGAAAAAGGCUGGAAUCGCCUGACCACAGGCACGCGCUCUCUAAAGGGGCUCAGAUCUCCCAUCCACGUCUGCUCUCUGCUCCCCCCUCACGGUGUCAGAGACAAACAGCCCCGGCCAGCGGUGCAGCAGGGACGCCACCAGCCGUGGCCAGAGAGGGCCCCACCCGAUGCGGACGUGGAAACCGCCCCUCAGCACUCAGCAGAUCGCAGGGACCUUAGGGGCCCCUAUGGGAAUGAGAAGAACACGGUCCAUUUUCCUUUCGGAGGAAACGAGAAUAUUUCUGUGACACUUGAACAGGACACCUUCUUGUGACCUGCUGUCAUCACUGCUCUGGAUAGUAAACUCUUUAUUUUCAGUAAGAAGUGAGGCUGCAAGGUUUUUUUCAUACCAUGUUCUGUUUUCAACAUCACUGCAAGAACCACCCGGAAAAAGGGCUCAGAAGCGAUUUCUGGGACAACUGAGGCUGACCUGUCGAGGCUUCCUUCUCUUGGUCGUCACGGCCAGGCCAGUUCCAUGCGUUCUGGCUUCCACUUGGACACGUGCGUGAGGAUAUCCUCUCGUUUAUUUUGCUGCCCUAUUAUGCCUCUGGAGAAGACAGGUUUCAGCUUGGCCCCACCUGACCCUCACCUCCACCUGUGGGAGUGUGUGGAGUCUCAGCAGUGUCCCCGUGCAGAAAGAAAAACAUGACGUGGUUUCUGCAGUGACUGCUGUGGCCUUGACCGCAGUGGAAAUUGGACGGUCGGGCCUCAACGGUUCUGCAGCCCCCAAGGGAGCUCUCCAAGGUCCCUCGAUCGCCGUCAGGGCCAAGGUGGACGUGAUGCCCUGCGCUGGGCAGGAGAUGGCCGUUCCUGUUGAUCUCAGCGGGAGACCCGGAGGCCAGAACACGCCUGUAGUUUCAGAAUAUCCGCCUGCACGGAGCGAAGAGCGUUAGGGACCAGACCAUCCGCCCGUGUGGGGAUUAUUUCCUAGGCUAAUCACAGGGACUGUAUGGUGCUUUGUCCAAAUGUGGAAGCCGCUACUGACAUGUGGCUCUUUAAAUUAGUUUAACAAAAUAAAAACACAGUUUAUCAGU